AUUAGGACCUUAACCACCUCCACCUCGCCCUUGACAUCGGCUGAAGUUUUCAGCUCUGGAGCGUAUUGCUGCUGUUGAAAGCUGCUAGAAACAGUGAUUAUUACUUUAGUGGUUCGAGAGAAGUAGGGUGUGCUCAUGCACGAGCCAGAUUCACCAAAUAACGUGCCGUACCAGGCUUACAAGCCUAAGAGACAUUCUCGGAAUGUAUCUCUCACGAACUCACGGCCUUCGAGCUUUAUUAGCGAAAAGCAACAGGCUCCUGUCCUUCUGGUCCAACCUUCACAGUUUUCUACCACGCCUUCCUGGGCACCAGCGACAAUGACAGAACCGCCCCAAUCUAACAAGGACGCGGCAAACGGGCUGUCCGUAGAAAGUUUUUCAGAACCGAAAGUAGAGCCAAAACCUCUUGAGCUAGAAGCGAUUGUGCACCCUGAACCACCCGUAGCGUCCAGCUCUACAGUACCACCUUCGCCAAGCGUGGAAGGAUUACGUACGCCUCGGAAGUCCUCUACCUUUAGGCGUGUCGUCCCUCGGAAGAAUCAACCGCAAACUCCAACGAAAAAUUCGACUCUACCUGCGCGCCAGAAUGUCCCAGCUAGCUCGUCGCCACUUUCACGAACAGCCAAUGCAACCGCUAUAGAUGAUCGACCCUUACCACAGGGUACUACAGCAAAUUCAGAAAUACAUGAACUUGUGAUGCCAAAACCCAUCCAACUAGCUCCUCCUCCCAGAACAUCCUCACUCGUGGCUUCAACUUUGACGAAUGGCGUUACGUCGAUUAUAUCGUCGCCGCCUAUAACGGUGACUUCUUCGAAUGUGUCCUCACAGCCCUCUUCACCAACCAGGUUAUCACCAUCACCCUCUGUACCAGUCAAGGUGAAAUCAGCACUCAAACGAGCGCCCUAUCGGCCGGGUUUUCAACCUCAUGGCUCUUAUCGACCCCGGACAGACGAGUUUCUUGCUAUGCGGCGUGUUGCGAGACACGGUACGGAAAAUGACGGGCAGAAAAGGGUGGAGAGGACAAAGCUUGAAAGACGACUGGAAAAGCUCAUUUCUCUCCAUUUCCCCGAAGCCACGGACGCGAAGCCCGUUGUACUAGAACGCAGAUUAUCUUCUAUCUUUGACGUGAGCUUGGACGACAUAAAGAGUGCGGGUGGAAGCGCUUUAUGGAAAGGCGUUGUCGGUGGUCAUAUGAAGAACGACCUCAGAGCCUCUGAGCAACGUAUAACACCGUGGCAAGAAGAUUCGGAAGUGAAUAGAUGUCCUAUUUGCAGCUCUUCAUUUCACCCUCUAUCCAAUCGCAAGCACCAUUGUCGGCUGUGUGGAAAGAUCAUAUGUAACCUACCUGUCAAACACCCCAUACGAGCAGCUCAGUGUUCUACACUGUUUGUUGUUGACCCAAAGACGAGAAGGAUAGAGGAAGUCGGAGAGGGCGUGGACUACGGUGUCAGGAAGAGAGCAUCCUCUCACGAGAAGAGGAAGGACACAAGGGAAGAGGAAGAAGAAAAGUUUCUGAAGGGUGUGAGAAUAUGUAGAGACUGUCGUCCCAUUCUUCUACGACAACAAUAUAUUCGGGAGACGGUAGUAGUCCCGACUUUCGUGCGAUUAUACGAUGCCUUUAUCGCUCUAGAGAAAGAGAUUGAAGCUUCGUUGCCUCAUUUCCAAGAAAUGGUGCUGAGCCUCGGGCAAGAUUCCAGUCCACAAACAGUCACUAAAGAAGCAACCGCCACACGCAAACGGCUCCUUGACGCCUUUGCGCAAUACGAUGCCUUGGCCAAGCGAAUAAGAAUGCUACCAGGUAACGAUGGAAGUAUCGUUAAACAGGGAAGCUCGCAGGACAGGGUACAAAUGGCUAUCACAACGAGGGCGAGUAUCUUCUUGCAAAAGAAUAUGUUCCCGUUGCAGUCGUUACCGAAACGUUCUACAUCCACAUCAAACACUCCGGGAUCCACCUCUCCAACUCCAGAGGGGGCAAAUACUCUCCCUCUUGACAUCGAUUCUCAGUUGGCUCAUGUCCUCCAGCCACUACUGGAGCAAGAGGCGCUCUUGGAAACAUUCGUAGAGGAAGCUACGGCACAGAGAAAGUUCGAGGACGCGAAGUCUUUAAGAGCGAAUUUGAAAGAAAUCAGAGAGGAGAUUGAUAGGGUUUUGAAGGCUGCGGAUACUAAAUCGAGUAGAGGGAAGUGAGACCGGGGAUGAUCCUGGUAGCUAUUUCAUGGGAUUUAUGUACCUUUCUCUUCUGACAUGCUAUGCUCUGCAAUUGACCUUGCUAUCUGCUACACUUUUCAGGACCACGGCAGCAAGCCUCCUUUGUCACUCACCGCCUAUAUGACACUGGACAUGUGCACAGGAGCCUGUGUAAAUGUGUAUAAAAUUGAUUAUAAGGUUCAGGGAUUCAUACUAUCCGUGCUUUUUUGCCUCUGGAAAUACUCUCCGUAUUCGAAAAUCUCCCUAGAUUGGGUCUGUAUGCCUACGGUCUGGCUUGCCGUUCAUGGACGUACGCGUCUUCGACUCGUUGUUGCAGGUCGAUCACCCUUUCGAUUACGCUUAUUAUCUCGGAAAAUAUUCAAAGCACGCCUCGCGGGAAGAUGGGACAAAACAGUCGAUAGCUUUGGAGGAGCCAUGGAGUUUUCCGUGUGGUGGACUCCGUCCACAGGGUGAAGGAUUCGAAGCUCCUUGAAUCUCUUGAUCAUUCGAAUGCGACUUGAGAGCCACGUCUGCGGUUCGUAAACCGAUGCACUCAGUUCACUACACAGGCUCAGAUUAGACCUCACGAGUGGGAGCUGUGGCUUUAAUUUGUCUUAUUCCCGGUGAGCUUUCCCCCCCCUUCUGUGUUCCGAUCCCCUCACAGUCACGGGGGGUCCGCCGUGUCUAAUAACAGCCGAUGUUUCCACCAACCUUAUAUAAUGCCCGAGUCCGUCCCUUCGAGAAACAGAAUCGCUGUUGUUUGGUCACUCUCAUGCCAUUUCUAGCCGGAAUUCCACGACCUUCCGAACCAGAGUCGUUCCGCCCCCUCAAGAUCCUUACGAUCCUCUCUUUAAGCGACAUGAUCUUAGAUUUGGACCACAUUCUUUAGAGAUCUCUUUUUGCCUUCAUCGCAAAACCUGUCUACCACUUCUCUGUUCCGUUCGGAUGUGUCUCUGAAUUUCUUGGAGCCCUGGUAUGCCGAGCCAGAUACACACUUAAUUUCUGCGACUUCGUUGCGGAUGGAAAUCCUACUGUUGGAGGCGCGUUUACCGAAGUGGCGUCAUUGCCCUAUGUUUACAUCCUGGACCCUCCUUACAUCCUCC
Messenger RNA from Marasmius oreades (fairy-ring Marasmius), 3290 nucleotides. RefSeq lists its product as uncharacterized. Lineage: Eukaryota; Fungi; Basidiomycota; Agaricomycetes; Agaricales; Marasmiaceae. The coding region runs from base 136 to 2187 and encodes 683 amino acids. The transcript has 8 exons. The record is from RefSeq and is a predicted model, not a curated record. Gene Ontology annotation, molecular function: metal ion binding.